This is a messenger RNA of Phacochoerus africanus (Common warthog), 7971 nucleotides long. It is a transcript of the gene ADAMTSL1, whose product is annotated as ADAMTS like 1. The transcript has 29 exons. Gene Ontology annotation, biological process: extracellular matrix organization. Gene Ontology annotation, cellular component: extracellular matrix. The record is from RefSeq and is a predicted model, not a curated record. Bases 134 to 5425 code for a protein of 1763 amino acids. NCBI's taxonomy places the organism in Eukaryota, Metazoa, Chordata, Mammalia, Artiodactyla, Suidae. Gene Ontology annotation, molecular function: metalloendopeptidase activity.
AAAUGUGAGCGGGGCUGAUGGAAGCUGAUAGGCAGGGCUGGAGUGUUAGCACCAGUACUGGAUGUGACAGCAGGCAGAGGAGUACUUAGCAGCUUAUUCAGUGUCCGAUUCGGAUUCCGGCAAGGAUCCAAGCAUGGAAUGCUGCCGUCGUCGGGCAACUUCUGGCACACCGCUCCUCUUUCUGGCUUUCCUGCUCCUGAGCUCCAGGACAGCACGCUCUGAAGAGGACCGGGAUGGCCUGUGGGACGCCUGGGGUCCGUGGAGCGAGUGCUCACGCACCUGCGGUGGAGGGGCCUCCUACUCACUGAGACGCUGCCUCAGCAGCAAGAGCUGUGAAGGAAGAAAUAUCCGAUAUCGAACAUGCAGUAAUGUGGACUGCCCGCCAGAAGCAGGUGAUUUCCGAGCACAGCAGUGCUCAGCUCAUAAUGAUGUCAAGCACCAUGGCCAGUUUUAUGAAUGGCUUCCCGUGUCUAAUGACCCUGACAACCCAUGUUCCCUCAAGUGUCAGGCCAAAGGAACAGCCCUGGUUGUUGAACUAGCACCUAAGGUCUUAGAUGGGACUCGUUGCUACACAGAAUCCUUGGAUAUGUGCAUCAGCGGUCUGUGCCAAAUCGUUGGCUGUGAUCACCAGCUGGGAAGCACCAUCAAGGAAGAUAACUGUGGAGUCUGCAAUGGAGAUGGGUCUACCUGCAGGCUGGUCCGAGGACAAUAUAAAUCCCAGCUCUCUGCCACCAAAUUGGAUGACACUGUGGUUGCUAUUCCCUAUGGAAGCAGACAUAUUCGCCUUGUCUUAAAAGGACCUGAUCACUUGUAUCUGGAAACCAAAACCCUACAGGGGGCUAAAGGUGAAAACAGUCUCAGCUCUACAGGCAUCUUUCUUGUGGACAAUUCUAGUGUGGACUUCCAGAAGUUUCCAGACAAAGAGAUACUGAGAAUGGCUGGACCACUUACAGCAGAUUUCAUUAUCAAGAUCCGCAACUCGGGACCCACGGACAGUACAGUCCAGUUCAUCUUCUAUCAGCCUAUCAUCCACCGAUGGAGGGAGACGGAUUUUUUUCCAUGCUCAGCAACCUGUGGUGGAGGUUACCAGCUGACAUCGGCUGAGUGUUAUGAUCUUCGGAGCAACCGCGUGGUUGCUGACCAGUACUGUCACUAUUACCCCGAGAACAUCAAACCCAAGCCCAAACUUCAGGAGUGCAACUUGGAUCCUUGUCCAGCCAGUGACGGAUACAAGCAGAUCAUGCCUUAUGACCUCUACCAUCCCCUUCCUCGGUGGGAGGCCACCCCGUGGACCGCGUGCUCCUCCUCGUGUGGGGGGGGCAUCCAGAGCCGGGCAGUUUCCUGUGUGGAGGAGGACAUCCAGGGGCAUGUCACCUCAGUGGAAGAGUGGAAAUGCAUGUACACCCCUAAGAUGCCCAUCGUGCAGCCCUGCAACAUUUUUGACUGCCCUAAAUGGCUGGCACAGGAGUGGUCUCCGUGCACGGUGACAUGUGGCCAGGGCCUCAGGUACCGUGUGGUCCUCUGCAUCGACCAUCGAGGAAUGCACACCGGAGGCUGUAGCCCCAAAACCAAGCCCCACAUAAAAGAGGAAUGCAUCAUACCCACUCCCUGCUAUAAACCCAAAGAAAAACUUCCGGUAGAGGCCAAGCUGCCAUGGUACAAACAAGCUCAAGAACUCGAAGAAGGAGCUGCUGUGUCAGAGGAGCCCUCGUUCAUCCCAGAGGCCUGGUCGGCCUGCACGGUCACCUGUGGCAUGGGGACCCAGGUGCGAAUAGUCAGGUGCCAGGUGCUCCUGUCUUUCUCUCAGUCCGUGGCCGACCUGCCAGUGGACGAAUGUGAAGGGCCCAGACCAGCGUCCCAGCGCCCCUGUUAUGCAGGACCAUGCCACGGAGAGGUGCCUGAGUUUAACCCCGAAGAGACAGAUGGCCUCUUGGGUGGCCUUCAGGAUUUUGACGAGCUCUACGACUGGGAGUACGAGGGCUUCACCAAGUGCUCUGAGUCUUGCGGAGGAGGUGUCCAGGAGGCUGUGGUGAGCUGCCUGAACAAACAGACGCGGGAACCCGCCGAGGAGAACCUGUGCGUGACCAGCCGGCGGCCCCCCCAGCUCCUGAAAUCCUGCAGUUUGGAUCCCUGCCCGGCAAGGUGGGAAAUUGGCAAGUGGAGUCCAUGUAGUCUCACCUGUGGGGUUGGCCUGCAGACCAGAGACGUCUUCUGCUCUCACCUACUUUCCAGAGAGAUGAAUGAAACAGUCAUCCUGGCUGAUGAGCUGUGUCGCCUGCCCAAGCCCAGCACGGUGCAAGCUUGUAACCGCUUCAACUGCCCCCCAGCCUGGUACCCUUCACAGUGGCAGCCGUGUUCCAGGACAUGUGGAGGAGGUGUCCAGCGGCGAGAGGUUCUUUGCAAACAGCGCAUGGCUGAUGGCAGCUUCCUGGAGCUUCCUGAGACCUUCUGUUCAGCCCCCAAACUGGCUUCCCAACAAGCCUGCAAGAAAGAUGACUGUCCCAGCGAGUGGCUUCUCUCUGAUUGGACAGAGUGUUCCACGAGCUGCGGGGAGGGCACCCAGACACGAAGUGCCAUUUGCCGGAAGGUGCUGAAAACUGGUGUCUCCGCUAUUGUCAAUUCCUCCCUGUGCCCUCCCCUGCCCUUCUCUUCGUCCAUCAGGCCCUGUAUGCUGGCCACCUGUGCAAGGCCUGGGAGGCCAUCCACAAAGCACAGUCCUCACAUCACUGCAGCAAGGAAAAUAUACAUCCAGACCCGGAGGCAGAGGAAACUGCACUUCGUGGUGGGGGGAUUUGCCUACCUGCUCCCCAAGACCACAGUGGUGCUGCGCUGUCCCACACGGCGCUUCCGCAAGCCCCUCAUCACCUGGGAGAAAGAUGGCCAGCACCUCAUCAGCUCCGCCCACGUCACCGUGGCCCCUUUUGGGUACCUCAAGAUCCACCGCCUCAAGCCAUCUGAUGCGGGCAUCUACACCUGUUCGGCGGGGCCGGCCCGGGAGCAGUUUGUGAUUAAGCUCAUUGGAGGCAACCGGAAGCUGGUGGCCCGGCCUUUGAGUCUCAGGAGCGAGGAGGAGGCCCUCACGGCGAGGAAAGCCAACCCAAAGGAACCCCUGCAGACCCACAAACACCAGAAUGGGAUCUUCUCCAAUGGCAGCAAGGCUGAAAAGCGGGGCCUUCCUGCUGACGCUGGGAGCCGCUAUGAUGAGCUGGUCUCUCGGCUGCUGGAACAGGGGGGCUGGCCUGGAGAUCUGCUCGCCUCUUGGGAGGUCCAGGACUCAACGGAAAGGAACACGUCCUCAGAGGAGGACCAGAACGCAGAGCAGGCCCUCCUACACGUUCCCUUCACCAUGGUGACGGAGCAGCAGCGCCUGGACGACAUUCUUCGGAACAUCUCCCAGCAACCCGAGGAGCUGCGAGACAUCUACAGCAAGCACCUGGUAGCCCAGUUGGCCCAGGAGAUUUUCCGCAGCCACCUUGAGCACCAGGACUUACUCCUGCAGCCUUCUGAGCGGAGGGUCCCCCCGGUGGCCAUCCCUCCUCACAAACCGGUGUCUGGCUUCAGCAGCUCCCUCAGGACCUCCGCCUCCGGGGAGGCCAUGGGCAACUCUCGCCGGCCUCACCGCAAGCCCGUCAUCUUGCGCAAGAUCUCUGCCGCCCAGCAGCUCUCAGCCUCCGAGGUGGUCACUCACCUUGGACAGACUGUGGCCCUGGCCAGCGGGACGCUGAGUGUGCUUCUGCACUGUGAGGCCAUAGGCAACCCCAGGCCUACAAUCAGCUGGGCCAGGAACGGAGAAGAGAUUCAGUUCAGCGACAGGAUUCUUCUACAGCCAGAUGAUUCCUUACAGAUCCUGGCACCUGUGGAAGCUGAUGUGGGUUUCUACACUUGUAAUGCCACAAAUGCCUUGGGAUAUGACUCUGUCUCCAUUGCCGUCACAUUAGCAGGAAAACCACUAGUGAAAACAUCCCGAGGGACAGUGAUCAACACAGAGGAGCCUGCCAUCACAGUCGAUGUCGGAAGCACCAUCAAAACAGUGCGAGGAGUCAACGUGACUAUUAACUGCCAAGUUGCAGGUGUGCCUGAAGCUGAAGUCACUUGGUUCAGGAAUAAAAGCAAACUGGGCUCCCCUCACCAUCUGCAUGAGGGCUCCUUGCUGCUCACAGCCGUCUCCUCCUCAGACCAGGGUCUGUACUCCUGCAGGGCGGCCAAUCUGCAUGGGGAGCUAACUGAGAACACCCAGCUACUGAUCCUAGAUCCCCCCCACGUCCCCGUGCACUUGGAAGACAUCAGGGCCAUGCUCUCAGCCACUGGACCGAACCUUCCUUCAGUGCUGACAUCUCCUCUGGGAACACAGCUGGUCCUGGAUCCUGGGAACUCUGCUCUCCUUGGCUGCCCCAUCAAAGGUUACCCUACUCCCAAUAUCACCUGGUUCCACAGUGGCCGGCCAAUUGCCAAUGUCACAGGACUGAUGCAUCAUAUCUUGGCAGCUGGACAGAUUCUCCAAAUUGCAAAUCUCAGUGGAGGGUCUCAAGGGGAAUUCAGCUGCCUUGCUCAGAAUGAGGCCGGAAUGCUUGUUCAGAAAGCCUCUUUAGUGAUCCAAGAUUACUGGUGGUCUGUGGAUAGACUGGCAACCUGCUCGGCCUCCUGUGGUAACAGGGGUGUUCAGCAGCCCCGCCUGCGGUGUCUCCUGAACAGCACAGAAGUCAACCCCACUCACUGCGCGGGGAAGGCACGCCCUGCUGUGCAGCCCAUUGCCUGCAACCGAAGAGACUGCCCUUCCCGGUGGAUGGUGACUUCCUGGUCCGCCUGUACCCGGAGCUGUGGGGGAGGUGUCCAGACCCGCCGGGUGACCUGCCAGAAGCUGAAAGCUUCUGGGAUCUCCACUCCUAUGUCCAAUGACAUGUGCACACAGCUCGCCAAACGGCCAGUGGACACCCAGGCCUGUAACCAACAGCUAUGUGUGGAGUGGGCCUUCUCCAGCUGGGGCCAGUGCAAUGGGCCUUGCAUCGGGCCUCGCCUCGCUGUGCAGCACAGACAAGUCUUCUGUCAGACGCGGGAUGGCCUCACCUUACCGUCAGAGCAGUGCAGUGCCCUUCCAAGGCCCGUGAGCACACAGAACUGCUGGUCAGAAGCCUGCAGUGUACACUGGAGGGUCAGCCUGUGGACCCUGUGCACAGCGACCUGUGGCAACUACGGCUUCCAAUCCCGGCGCGUGGAGUGCGUGCAUGCCCGUACCAACAAGGCAGUGCCUGAGCACCUAUGUUCCUGGGGCCCUCGGCCCGCCAACUGGCAGCGCUGCAACAUCACCCCGUGUGAAAACGUGGAGUGCAGAGACACCACCAGGUACUGUGAGAAGGUCAAGCAGCUGAAACUCUGCCAACUCAGCCAGUUCAAAUCUCGCUGCUGUGGAACUUGUGGCAAAGCGUGAAGAUGGGGCCCAGGGAAGGACACUACCUGGCCACACGGAGGACUCACGCAACCACCUUGGACAGAACUUAAGCUUUCUUCAUUUUAUUUAUUUAUUUCCCCCUCCCCACCCCCACCACACACACCCUUAACCCCUCUUCUCCCCUGCCCCCGCCCCAGACAUGAGGACCCCAGCCUGUCUUCUCUCUCAGUUAGCUGGAGGACAGAAUGUUGGGAAAGGACUAGGACGGAGGUCUAAAGGAGGUUGCAGAGUAGACAGGGCCAGACGGCUAGAGCUUCCUGGCAGAGCCCACUGUGUCCCAAUCCUGGGUCCCAGGGAGACCUAGCAAGAGGCCAGCACAGGCCCCCUGGGACAGCAGGGAGCCAGAGCCAGAAUCCCACAAUGGAGGCGGGAGGGUAGAGUGCCAGAAGGUUUGUAAAGCAUCAGUACAGGCUUUGGACCACCAACAGCAUCUCUCCUGGCAGCGCACAGUUAAGGCAGGAGUGCACGCUACUCCUCUGCCUCCUCCCUACCCCUCAGCAUGGGGAGAGCAGGUGCAGUGGGAAGACACCAUACACGCGGAAAACCCAGCCCAAAACUCAGCUCUUCCAGUGGGAGGCACAGAGCUAUGAGAACUCAAAACAGGGUAGAGGGAAAGGGGAACCAAUCCAAGCAAGCCUAGAGAGCACAGCAAUACAGAAGAUGAAGGGGGAGGGGAGGGAAGCAAAAAGAACCCUGAACCCUGUGCAUGUUCCUCAGAGGGGGAGUAGAGGAGGUGGGGGAGUGAGCAGGCAAGCAGCGUGUCACUCUGAUCCCGAACUUUGUGCCUGGUAGACCACUACAGGCUCAGAGCCCUUCUGCCCCCAGGAGGGCAUAGCCCCAGGGCCCUUGCGUGGUAUAGAGGAAUCUCCAUGUCUCAGUGAACUUUCUGCCUGUACCCCGUGGCAGAGAUGGUGAGAUUGCAGGGUCUGGCUGUGCAAUUAGGCCAUCUCUGGCAUCUCUAUCUAAAUCAAGAGUUCCCCCAGCUCAGAACUAAUGGCUGACUUGGGCCAGGAGCAUUUUGAACAUGAAUGGGCUGGUUUUCUGCCUAUAAUGGCUUUUACUGCCCCACUUCAGGGCCAGGGACUGGGGUCAGCUUGUCAAAAACCCAUCCAUUCAUCAGUUAAGCCAGAGAAGUCAUUGCAUCGGAGUGACCACUUCCUCCCUGAGCUGUCCAGGGCACGAGUGGGACGGCAGGCUUGUGCAGGCCCCUCCCCCUGGAGCACAGUGACAGCUUGCAGUCAUACAGCAGGUGGGGGCCAGGUGAUGGGGCACAGCAGCAAAGCCCAAGAAUAAUCAGAGCUUCCUAGGCAGUCCUCCAAAGGCUUUUCGACCCACUUCCACCACACAAUGAAAUACUAGAAACUCUAUGGGAAUUAAUAUACAUCACUUUUGGUAAUGAGUGGCCAAAGUAGCCCACACACUCCAGUCAUGCCCGUAGGCUAUAUAGUAAAGGGGCUUACAGUAAAACCAGGUAGCAAAAAUGAACAUUUGCUGCAUUUUAGCAAAAUGCUCAUUCAGCAGAGUGGUUUGGGGUGAGUGAUUUUGGCCUGUCCCCUCACCCCAGUGGCCUCCAUUUAUCAGCAGGGCCACCAGAAUCACACACCCCUCAGAAAAACUGCCCCCUCACAUACAGACUCGCAAAAUGCCACUCAGCCCGGGGCCACCACUAACACAGGGCUGCAUCUUCCAGACAGCAUGGAAAUAAAAGUUAGGGGGAGACAUUAGGAUGUGUGUCCUCCCCACGUGAGCUAUGGACAGUUAAGGUGGUUCUUCCUUCCUCACCACUAUAAUGGGCUCUGAGAAAUCAUGUUACUAAAAAAUCAGUGUAAUGUUUAUUUAAAAUAAAAGAGAGUGUUUUUUAUGUCUGUAUAUCUUUUGUGAAUAUUUAUUAGGAUUUCUUGUAUAAAAAAGUGCAAUAUUAAUAAUUGUACAUUGUCAUCCAGAAAAACAAAAUAUUGGGUUUUUUUUUAUUAACUUCUUGCAGUUGUGUGCCUGUAAACUCAGUGGUGAUUAUUGCAUUGUUCCUAUUUUUAAUAGAACCUGAUGUUUAACUCUCGAUCCAUUCACUGUAUACAGAAUACAUUAUUGUAAAAGCUAGCACAGGAUGAUGGGGCAGCAAGAGGGGAUCUUUUCAUAACACGAUAGUUACACAUGGAAUGCAGAAGACAGACUCCAUACUACUACUAAUAUGGUUGAUUAUUUCUAGGUUCUAUAGCUAUGGGAAACCAGCGGCCCAUAUUUACAUUUCCUAAACAGCUGGUGUUCCCCAGCUCCGCUACAUGUUGGGUUGCAGCAGUGGGAGGUGGGUUUCAGCAUGAGCUUGGAGACCUAGGUUUGGGGUGGGAAGCAGUGUGCUCCUUGCAUGAGAUGAAUGUACAUUUACUGUUUGUUCUGUGAAUCGUGACUCAGCAUUGCCGGAAGAUUAUUAGGGCUGCUGAAUAAUGUGGAAGGAGGCCCUUCCUCCUCUAAAACACAAAAACUGUAUUUAUAUUUUUUGUACAGAUAAUACAGCUUAUUUAUUUAAA